AACAUAGCACAAAUUUUCCAGUGUUUUUAUUUGAAAAAAGCUAGGAAAUUAAAUGAACAUUUAGUUAGAUUCCUGAACAAUGUUUUUUUUUUAAUUGUGUACAUUGUGAAGUACGUUUAUAAGUACGUUUUAACGAUUUCAAGUCGCGUUAAAAUCAAUACUAUUUAAUUUUAGUGAUAAUUUUUCAUUUUAUUGGGUGAUUUAUAUGAACGGUAGUGAGUUGACUUUCUUGUCUGGUACGGUAUCAAAGACUCAUAAUAUGGACUAUGAUAUUAUAUCAAAUCGAUAACUAACUAUAAAACGUGAAGUGCACUACAGAUUCUUGGACUAUUUUCUGGCGAGGUUGGUUAAAAGUCCCUCCCCGCGCAUGUUCCGCCCCCGCUCUUUCGACUUGCGUUUGGUAAACCCUGUGGGUGCAGUAACUGCUCCAGUGCUGUCUAGAACACACCAGGUGCAUAGUGCGCGCUCAAAGUCCUAAACAAUUUCAUUUUGAGUCAAAUAGUCUUCAACACUUGUUGCUGGUCGCCCGAUUAACUCGCAACUCCGCUUGAAAUGUUAAUCUGCCCUGGGACAUAGUUUUCUCAUCAUGGAUAAUAGAGACGAACAGGCCAGAGACAAGCCGGGUGAUCCUGGGCCAUCUGGUUCCGGAAUUGAUACAUCCAAGAGAACUCGCAUUAUAAAUAAUGGAUCUAGUAGUAGUCAUUCAACAUCCUCAUCUGACAAUGACUCCCGGAUGUCCCCACCGCAAAGAAAAAGACAGAAGAAAUCACUCCGGUCACCAUUACAAUUACCGCCGGACUCGCAAGUCGCUGGCACAAGUAGUAUGGCGGAUAUGAUGCACUUUACCAUCAAAACCCUGGAUUCCAGGGACCAUCCAAUGGAAGUGCACAAACAUAGCACAGUACUGGAACUCAAACAAAAAAUCCGGGAGCUUAUGGGUGUAGAAGUUGACAUGCAACGGUUGAUAUUCUGCGGCAGAGUUUUACAAGAUGAAAAAAGAGUCGCCGAUUACAAGGUGGCGGGGAAGGUGGUGCACAUGGUGGAAAGAGCGCCAGGUUGUCUUCACAGCUCGCAGCGACCGAACCCACCCGCCGGGCCCAACAUCGACCCGAGUGAGACGACGUUCUCGAUACAGCAACAAGAAUAUCUGUUCUCACCAAAUCACUCGCCCACAAUGACGAGACUGUUGAACUUCAAGACGCUGCUCAGGACUAUACGCACUUCCAUCAAAGCUUGCAAAGUGCCAGAUCCGGAUACACCUGAUAGCGAAAGUGACAGCGAAGAAUCAGAUGAGGAAGAAGCAUAUGGACCCUAUCUAGACAGGGCCAGGAACGAGGCGUACUCGCGGCCUGAAGACCUCGCGGACCUCUCGGACCAGUUACGCUUCCUUGAGGAGCAGUUCGAGCCGUACAGGGAGCGGUACAUGAUGUGCCUGCGAGAGGCGAACGAUCCGACGAUCACGUUGAGCGAGCGUACCCUGCAACGCCGCCAGCGGCUAGCGGACAAGGUUCGAGCGGUGUUCCACAACCUCAGCCACGCACACCAUCUUUUGAGCGACUUCAACUUGCUACUGUCCCACAAUGGAUCCCGACUCACGUCUGAGAUGCUCGUCGAGAAUCGACCAUUGUCACCACUUCAUGCUCAUGUAAACGUGGUGACAACAAAUCGCCCCGGCCAUCGUGGCGGCCCUGGGACGCACCACCACGGUCAUAGAACACAUAACGCAUCCGCAAACUCGAGCCAAGCUUCAAAUAACCAAGGUCAAAGCAGAUCCUCACAUCAAAACUCAAACGAAUACAGAUUCUCGAAUCUAACUUCAACAGCCGCGAGCAGAGCCCAAAUGAGUCAAGGUGCGAACCGGGCUGACGCGUCUGGCAACACAAGACCAGAAUCAGACGAACAAGCCAUGAAUUUAGACGAGGCCACAGGUUCCGGCCCCGCCAUGAGCGCAGACCACGACAUAAAAGUGGAAUCGGAGUUCGACGACGACACAAGUGGAGACCAGGCCACUCCGGGCCAGGCUUCAGGUCCUAAUCCAUCGACAAACACAAAUAGCAGAGACGCUAAAAACCAAAAUCAAACGACAAACUCUACGGCAAACCAGCAGCGGGGCCGUAACCCGAAUCAGCCGACGGUAAACAUCGAGGUGCACGAUCCUAUCACGGUUCAAGUGCAGAUCGAAACGCGCGUGCCAAUCCCAUUCGAAGCGAUGCUGGGCAACAUGGAACAACGCCAGAACCUAGCGCAAAACCAAAACCUAGACGCGCGCACAAACCAGCACGGAAACCAAGGUAACGGGGGCAACGAUGGAAACCAACAGGCCCCGGGAAACCAAGACAACCAAGCGAGCGGAGAAGGAGACGACAGUGAGAGGAGUCGAAUUGGCCUCAUGAUGGUUGAUCAUUUCCGCGACGUGCUGAAUCACGUGCGACAGGAUUUCCAGUUUAACGGUUUAGGGGCAGGUGAGUUAGGAGGUUUCGAGGUCGUUGUUAAUAUGGAUGACGGCUCUGGCGGUACUACUCCUGGACCUAAUGUUACUGGAGGAACUGAGCCGCAGUCAAAUUAUACUGGAAAUCAACAAAAUGUGGACGAUGGCAAUAGCAUCUUCGUCACCCAUGUGAACGGAGCUCAAUCGACAGCUGAUGUCAUACAACACGUAAUGGGCUCUAUAAUACGCCAAGGGCUAGCGGGCAUCACGCCCGAGGCUCACGUCAUGCACGUCUACCUACCCACCAUGGGACAAGGCUCCGGAUCGGCCUCCGCAAAUUCUGCAAAUGAUCAGGCGGAGGAUCAACCGAACCAAAACCAGAAUCCGACUGGUAAUGAGACACAAAAUCAGACUGAAAACGGAAAUCAGUCCACGACACAGAGUGAAAGUCAGGCCCAGACACCUCAGGCUCAGGGAGCGAGUGAUAAUGUCAAUCAGCCAGAUCAAGCUCCACCACGGUCCAACAGGCGUGUGCACAGGCAGCGGUUCGCGAGUCGAGCCAAUCACAACAUGUUCCGCCGCCUGCACAACUCGUACGCGCGCCACUACACAGUGCCCAUGGAGAAUGUCAUAUACGACCGCUUCUUGCAGUGCUCAAGCUUCAUGGGCCGUGAGGCGGCUCGGCUGAGCAAUCCUUCUAUUAUUAGCCACACGAGAAGCCACGAGCCGGGCCUAGUCUACAGGCCCGAAUCCACAAUGGGACAAAUUCAGAACAACGUGGAGAUGCUCUACAACUACUAUUCAAGGAACGAGUCGCCGUCCACACGGCUGCUGAUUGCUCUGACGCUGUUAUUGCGCGAGUCGAGCUCGUUCACAACGGGGCGGUUCCUCACGCCCCGAGACCUUGUGCCGCUGCGCCUGCCGCUGGCCGCGUACGCGCGUGAACUGCUCAACCACGACUUCAUCACCGGCGACGGAGAGGUGUUCGUGGACGCUAUAUUCCGCAGGCACGAGAGGUUCCUGCGACGAGUGCCGGAGAUGACGUCGAUCCGCCGGAACGUGGACAUAGUGGAGACGAUGCGCGUCGUGCUCGGCCGCUUCAUGGGCCAAGUCAUGAACUGCGUGAAAAUCACCAACCCGGAGCAGUUCAUGGACCGGUUCCGCCUGGUCUUCCCCAGGAUGUUCCUGGAGGUGUGCGGCUACAUGGCCCACUGCUGCACCGAAGGCACCGAGGGGGUCAGGGUCAUAUAUCGGUCCUUUAUUAUUGACGCCGUCGCCAACGUGGACGAAACCGUCAGGGACUUGCUGAUGAGCGUAUGCAUGGACAACAUAUUCGGCUUCCUGAACCGCGUGCGAAACUGCGCAGUACGCAACCUGCAGUUUGUGAGGAUGUUGCCCGACGCCACCACACAGAGCGACGAGUCGAGCGAUGAGGCAGAGAUGCGUGGGUACGCUCGCGCAGAGGCUAGAGCGCUGGCGAGAGCACGGGCGAGGGCGCAGGCUAGUGCGCAGUCGAGUGCACAAGCGAGUGCGCAGACAAGUGCGCAGACGAGUGCACAGGACAGUGCGCAAGCAAGGACAGUCGCACAGCCAAAAGAUAAAUCAAGCGCACAGAUGAGGCCUAAAAGCAGUUCGCAGACAACAUCACAGACGUGCGCGCAGGAAAGUGCGCAGACGAUGCCGCAGAUGAGUGCGCUGGAAUGUGCGCCGUCUAUUAUGCAGGUGAUUGAGGAGGCAAGUGCGCAAGUGUGUGCGGCGGCAUGUGCGGAGUCAGAUUCGGAGUCAAUUGCGGAGACAGUUGGGGAGACAUUGGCAGAGAAUGAGGAGCAGGCGAAUGCGGAGACUAGUGCGCAGAUAGACAGACGCAGAAUACAACAGAUUACGAACAGAGGAGAGUUCCCCUGCCCCGCGGCUGGCGGUACUAUGAUAGAGCUAGCCGAAAGGGUUGACUUCUCGGACCAUCCGCUAGUUGACCGGCUGUUCGGACAGAUAAGCGAUCGAUUGCAUUCCUUCGUUAACGGCGAAGUGGACUUAACAUUGGGCGAUGACGACGUCCCCAUGGAAGCUAACGGGUCAGAUAACGAGAUAACGGUCCCACGAUGCACCAUGGGCUCCUUCCAGCAUCGACACGCAUCAUCGAGUGCAAACGCGGCUCCGACGAGCAAUGGCGACGCUCACAAGGAGCGCAAGGGCCGCUUUUCGGCCCCGUGCAUUUCGACCAGCAGCUCUAGUGACGAAGAGGGCAGCUCUGGAAGCAGCCGAAGAAUGUACCUGACGCCGAGAUUGAACCACCAGCCAAUAUCGGAGGACUCUGCAUCGUCGGUGGAUGAGAAUUUCGUGCCGCCGGAUAGCAUCAUCGAGCACUGGGGCCAGGAUUGGGAGGCGACGUUCCGCCGCGACCGGCACGUGCAGUGCAACGAGCAGGCGCAGGAGCGUGCGCGGAACACGAUGCGCGAGCAGGACACGGACACGUACGCCGGCGCCGACGAGCCGCUCAGCGACGCGUACAUGUCCGGUAUGCCAUCUAAGAAGCGUCGUUGCGUACGCCAAUCACGCCCCCCCACGACACUGACCGGCUUCAUACAGGAGAGUUUGGAAACGGCUGUCGUUAGACUGCCCGCCGCCGAGGACGAACGAGUACGUGCGAUAUUCCACGUGGCCAUCCGAGACAUGGCCCGCUCCAGGGCUGAACAAUCGCUGGACUAUAACGCUAGGCGUUACCCCGCGGUUGAAGAAAUGGCGCGUGGGGACAGCCCAUCGGAUGAAGGCCCGGCGCUUCCAGAACACUCCGAUAAUUCAGGGGGUCUGUAAGCGUCUAACCGGUGUAAGACAGGAAUCCAAAAAAUCACUAUUAUUAGUUUGUAAGGAAAAACUGGAUAUGACAUUGUGUUUUAACACUCUUCCCGGAUAUGACAUGUUAGACAUUUUUAUUUUGCCGUUAUGGUCCAAGUGUCGUAUGAUCCAGUGCUGCCAGUCCCUACUUAUACUUUAAAGGGCAAAAUGUGGGAUUUGACUCGAAAUACCUUUUCCUUACCCUCCCCAAUCCUUUCCUUUAUUACCCUCGAAAGGACUGUUUUCCUUCCUUGUCAUCCUUCAUUCUCUCUAUUCCCUAUAUUCUUCACCUUUUAAAGUCGGCAAUCUACCUUAUGCCCGCAAACCUGCUAAGUUUGGCUGGUGGGCUAUUCGUAGAUAUCUAGUGAGCUAAUGUACCUUAGAAUAUUGUGAACUUGACUUUUUUACUUCUGCUGCUGAAUCUCGGAAAUAAGACAUUAAACUUUGAUUAUUCAAGUGUAAUAGCUUACUAGGACUGCGUGGUAUCUCGUCCAGGUCUAGUGGGUGAAGUGACAUCAGCGCAUGGUGUUCACUUAGAGCGGUAGCGGAGGAGUGCCUUCAGGGCACCAACGGUGGCGCUCACUGGAAGAAUUAGUAGGCUUUAUGCGCACCCAAAAUGCACUAGACCAGCGUGAUGGGAUUAUCUGUCCCAACUUCUUUCUCGAAAAAUAACGUGCAUAUUAAGGCGUCUCCUCCGGAGACGAUCCUUCCGAUCCGAUAAGGAGAUCCUUCACUUUGAGGUUCUAAGGUUCAAAAUAGUCCCUAAAAUAACAUAAAAAACCAGACAUGAAAAUAUAUUAAUAUGGAAUAUUACAAGUUAUUUUUGCAUUGCUCAAACUAAGUAAUCAUCAACGGAGAGAGUUUAAUAACAUUACUAUAAAAUCGACGAUUUAAAUAGGCUAUUUGACAGUAUAAAAAAUAAAUUACUUUUUUGUGUAAUCCAUAUAUAUAUAAGGUUUUUGAAGCGAUUUAAAUUAAUAAAUGAUAUAAAUAAUAACUUAUUUAUUUAUAAAUCGUCGAGAAAAAACAUCAUAUUUUUUAAAAUUACCACGUGACCGAAAACAUCAAUGAUUGGCUGCAUCUGCCAUGACGUCACAGCGGCGUAAAUAACAAAUGAUCCCAACGUUUAUUCACGUAAUUGCUGAAUUUCGCUUUUGGUUUUGUUUCUUGUAUAACUUAUUUCUUGUGAUUCAAGGUGUCUGUAAUCAGUUUUGUUCUUUAUGUGUUUUUUUUGUUUGUCAUGGAACCUAAUUUCGAAAAAGCAGACAGUCGAAAUCUACUUACCUAAAGUGGACGCUAUAAUGGUUGGCAUGUUCUUUAAAAACAACCCAGAUUUUUACGCUCCUCAAUAAUUGAAAAAUGUGAAAACAGCUACGUAAGUUAAUAUUUCAAUCGUCAUUCACCUUUUUAGUUAAAUGUACCUACAAACAUGAAUGACAAUAGCACAAUAAUUAUGAAGUAUACAUUUUUUAGGUUUCUUUGUUUUUCAUUUCAGCCAUCCAGUUUAUAGGAUUGACAUGCUUGUAUUGAUUAUUUUCAAUAACAAUACAAACACGUCAUCAUCAAUUUAUAUAUAUUAUCAUUAUAUUACCUCAAGCAGGUAAGUAAUGAGACGAUACUAUGUAUUGCAAAUAAAAUAAACUGCCUACUAGGUAUUCAACACCAUACUUGCAUCGAAGUGGUCUUCUCAAAAAAAUAUAACUGUUUUAAUUGAUAUAAUAUCUAAUAUCACUUGGAUUUCUGCGAGCUAACUGCAACCACUUUCUACGCAUUUUUAUAUCUUUUGGAGCACAUAUAAAUACCUAGUUUGUCAGGGGUUUUAAUAGUUGUAUUUCUGCAUCCAGGAACUACACACCAAUAAGUACUCAUUUUCUGGUUUUUAAACAGAUUAACUUAAUUAUACUAUAAUUAAAACAAAUACGAACAAUAAGUACUAGGAACAAGUUGUUGUUUACGCCGCUGUGACGUCACCAUGGUCGCGAGCCGCCAUAUUCUUCAAAAUUGUGUUUUGGCGGCAUAUUUGAAUAUCAUGUUUUUAUUUUCCAUUUUCUCAAUGAAUAACUACAAAAAAUUAAGAAACAUGUGUUUUGUGUGUUCUAUAAACGUAUCUUAAUAAUUUGAGACAGUUAUCAAAACCUUGUCAAAUAGCCUAUUGAGUAAAUUAAUCAUAUUUAAGAUUUACUUUCUCACUAGAUACUCGGCGACUGGCCCGCGUAACCAACUUAACAGACAAGCGGGCAUUACAUAUAAACAGUACUUUCUAUCUCACAUUUUGUUGUUUAGAAAAUAAGUACAGUUUGGCGAAACUGGAAUCUUCAAUUGGACCAUUUACAAAAUAAACGAUGCCCCCACGGAUUCUACGUUAACACGGCUUUGACUAGUAUAAGAUUUUCGACAAUCUUAAGGAAAAGGUUUCUACAGUGCAGGUCAUUCAUGCCUAAGGGACAGCGAUUGACUUGCCUAAAUUAUAGGCUGAUAGGACAUGUUAAUAUUAGUGUGAUUCUUGGUAUCUGAUACCGUGAUUUUCAAGCAUGGUAGCAUAUAUCUCUACAAAUUGCACAUUGUAUAUGUACAACCCGGAUUUGCACAUUGUAUGUACUUAUGAUGUUUUACAUAAAUACAAAAAAUACAUAGGUACCUAUUUAUCCUAAUUAUUAAUUAAGUAGCUCCUAGACGGGGAAAUUUAACACAAGUUUCUCUGCAUGUAAAACGAUACUCGAUUUUGACUGCUUGUUGAUUAAACGCCUCUAACGACCACUCCACGUUGAGUACCGUUUUAUAAACAUGCACCUUCAGGCCUCGUUUUUCUGUCUCAUCCUCGUGGUUGUUGUAUAGAAUACGCUAAUAUAUACAUAUAAUAAUAAUUUCUGUAAAAUAAUCACGUACGAUAGUAAAAUAUGGGCCUUGAAAUAAAGUCGUAUUGAUUUUAAUGCAUGGUAAAAUCAAUAUGAAUAUAAAUACUAUCUAUGGUGAAUCUAUCUAUGGUUUAAAAAAAUAUUAAGUGUUGAUAUUUUGUGUAUAGGCUGUACAUGGUACUACACAUAAUAUAGUGCAUAGUUUGGGUGUUCCACAUUUAUUUCGACGUUGCUAUAUAUAACACUAUAUUUGUUUAUACAUUUGUGUUUCUUCGUACACACAGCUAUGGUGUGUGUUCAAAGACAAAUCUUAUUUAUAUUAGCAACAAACCUUAAGAGGUUAACUAGUUUUAAAUUGUUUUUAAGGCACACGACUCUAUGUAAAUUAUGUUAGUAAUUUUGUGAGCCGUUUUAAGUGUCUCUUGUUUCAUAUUGUUUUAAAUUGUAUUUUUAAUUAUGUUAGAGGUGUGUGUCUGCAUACUUAAAUGGGUUGUUUAAAAUUUAGUUAAGUUCAUUCGCAUUCCAUUCGCUUGCAAUUUAUUGUGUAGUAUUUAAUUUGCGGAAUGGAAAAAUACAAGAGUAGGUUGUCAUGCUUUGUACGGCGCUGUCUUUUUGGCUUUAUAUAUUUUUUUUUAUAUUUCUGUAUCGGCUUCUUUUUAUAUAUAGAGAAUUUAAACGUUAUUUAGUAAUUUUAACCUUAAGGAUAUUAUGUAAGAGAUUUGUCGCGCCUGUGCGACUGGGUGUUUUGUUGAAAAUGUGAAGUAGUGAAAAAUAAAGAAUAAAAAUAC
Molecule: messenger RNA, 8903 nt
Organism: Colias croceus (clouded yellow)
Lineage: Eukaryota; Metazoa; Arthropoda; Insecta; Lepidoptera; Pieridae
Exons: 24
Coding region: 587-5239 (1550 amino acids)
Cellular component (GO): BAT3 complex
Molecular function (GO): misfolded protein binding; polyubiquitin modification-dependent protein binding
Source: RefSeq, a predicted model, not a curated record